Molecule: messenger RNA, 3450 nt
Organism: Acytostelium subglobosum LB1
Lineage: Eukaryota; Evosea; Eumycetozoa; Acytosteliales; Acytosteliaceae
Exons: 2
Coding region: 1-3450 (1149 amino acids)
Cellular component (GO): cytoplasm; nucleus
Molecular function (GO): protein binding
Source: RefSeq, a predicted model, not a curated record
AUGUCCCGUGGCAGGAUCGCUCUGCUCAUUCUCUUUGAUCAACUGUCUCGCAACAUGUAUCGUGGAUCAUCCGACAUGUUCAAGUUUGAUCCACUCGCACUGUCAUUGGCUCUCAGCAUCUUGGACGAUGCCAACAAUGAUCACACUCAACACUACUCUCUGCCCGAGCGUGUUUUCAUCUAUCUUCCACUGGAGCACUCUGAGCGCGUCGAGCAUGUGGAGCGAUGCACACUGUUGAUGGAGUCAAUCGUUGAUGAUUCACCCUAUCAACAACGCAAGGACCUUGUCAAGUUUGGCAAGGCAUCACGCAGCCACCUGGAGAUCAUCCAAAAAUUCAACAGGUAUCCACAUCGCAACAUCCUGUUGAACAGACCUUCAACCGAUGAGGAGAAGGAGUAUCUGUCAAUGGCCAAGAGCACCUUUGUCAAGUCAGUCCAAGUGUCUUCAUCUUCAUCUUCAUCUUCCAAGUCAAAGGCAGACACAUCAUCCACCGCCCAGUCCACCACCACAGUGAACAACUCACCCAAGCUCAAGGUGUUGUUCCUUCAUGGUAUCAAGCAAAGUGGUACAUCAUUGAAGAAGGCCACCAAGAAGUUGGCUACAUCUAUCUCAGAUGUUGCCACCUUGUACUAUGCUAACGCUCCAAUGAUCUACCAACCAUCGGAUGAUGUUGAUGCAGACAACCGUAACAAGGCAAAUGGUUGGGCCAAUGUUACCGACUCUGCUCAAUCCGCCAAGACCCACGUCCGUCAAUGGUGGAACUCUUCAGCUGACUACAAGACUUACAACCACAUCGAUAAGUCGCACUACUACCUCGAGGAGUUGUUCAAGACCGAGGGUCCAUUCGAUGGUAUCAUUGGUUUCUCACAGGGUGCUGCCUUUGCCGGUAUCCUUGCUGCCAUGCAACAAGCCAAUCAGCUUCCAUUCACCUUCAAGUUCGCAAUUAUGAUCUCUGGCUAUAUGUCGCGUGCUGACAUUCAUCAAGAGUUGAUGAAGGUUGGACUCGUCUCGGGUGUGCCCGCACUCACUAUCCUUGGCACAGCCGAUGACCACGUCUCUCCAGACAGAAGCAGAGAGCUGUCAACACUGUUCACCGACUCGGAGGUUGUCGAGCAUCAAGGUGGUCACUUUGCACCAAACAAGUGGCCCAGCUUAGUCAUUCGUAGCUUCCUGAUGAAGCAACAGACAUCCGAUGACUCGUCCCAGUCUGAGGGUUCAUCAGAGUCCUCCACUCAAUCACUUCCCGCUGCUGACAUUCAUCAAGAGCUCGACACAUUCGACAAGAUGAUGGAGGUUACAUACAAGGAGAACAAGGCAAGGAUCACCGCCAACACCUCUGGCUUGGUCGUGGUCGAUCAGAAGUUUGCCCUUCAUCUGUAUGGCCUUGCACAGUCGACACGUGACCACCUGGCCAACUCACCAGAGUUCCAAUCUCUCAUCAACCCACAGCCAACCCUGUUACGUGACUCUGUUGAUGAGUCAUCAUUCGCCACACUAAUGAGCAAGCUCAGCCCUGGCACUAACGCCAAGGCAUUGGAGGAUCUUAUUAUGAUCGCUUGGUCAACACGUCUGCAAUUCAAACAGACCGAGACAAAUCAAUCCUCAGUGUUCUUUAGACUCUGGCUGCAACUGUACCUUGCUCAUCCAUUGACCAUGCUUGGCAAUAUUGACAUGUUCCCAAAGUAUGGUUCAUGGCGUGACCUCUGCUCAUUGUCACUGCUCGUCGAUCAAAACAUUGAGAUGUCACUCAUGGAUGACAACGAGACACUCCUCGAGGAUCUUCAUUAUCAUAUCAUUUCCAAGUUUGCCAUCCAACUCACCAAUGACUACACUCUCAUGUUUGGAGAAUCAUCAACAACAACAACAACAACAACAACAUCCAAUCAUUCAAAGAAGUGGCCAACGACAUGUGCACUUGAGGCUCCACGUUUGAAUGGAACAUUGGCAUUGUUGGCCAAGGGAAUCGCCAGACAUAUCUCUCCAAUGUCAACAUUACGCGAGGAUGCAUCCGAGGUCCAACGUGGCAUUGUCAAGGGAUUCUGCUACGAGAAGUAUCGUUUGAUCGUGUCAAAGUUGUCCAACCUGCUUCGUGGCAGCUCACCCAAGCACGUGGACCAGGCCGUGCAGAUGUUCAAGACAGGUGGCGCCACCGUGCUGACCGAUGAGGAGCGUCGCAAGUUCCUCGACGGCAAGCCCUCUGGCUACGUGCUGAACCCGGAGCCAGAGCCUGUGGUCCAGUGCACACGUGAGGAGUUGGACCCAUUGCUCGAGUUCAUGAUGGCCAAUACCCAGCUCAAGGACAACACGCCGAUGGCCUUCACCAGGGGCACAUGCAUGCCAGAUGGCCGACUCGACCUGUGCAAGCAGGUGGUCGGUCCAGAGGGCAUCAAGCCCUUGCUCGGUGCCAUGCGCCAGCACAGCACGAUCAAGAGGCUGCUGUUGGGUAACAAUAUCGUGGGCAACGGCGGUGCCCAAGCCAUCGCAGACUACAUUGAGUACAAUCCAGAUUCAAAGAUCGACACUUGGUACAUUGCCGGCAACAACUUUGAUGAGGAGGGUAUCACACUGAUCGCCGAGGCACUGCACAAGGACACCAAGGUGAAGGCUCUGUGGCUGAAGCGUAAUCCUCUCCUGCCUGGCGGUGUGCGUCCAUUGGCCCGAAUGCUCGAGAUCAACACAUACCUUCAGACACUUGAUCUGUUGAACUGUGGUAUACUUGAUGAGGGAGUGACAACUCUGUUCAACUCGCUCAAGACCAGCAACAACUCAACGCUCAAACAUCUUUACAUUGAUGCCAACGGACUGACGCCAGCCAGUGCCGUGACCAUUCGCAAGCACUUUGAGAAUGGCCAGAACAAGUUGGAGUCGCUCUAUAUGUCCAGCAACCAGUUUGGAGACAACGGUGCCUGUGAGAUUGCACUCGGUCUCAAGCACGACACCACGCUCAUCAGAGUUGGCUUAGGCUCCAACUGCAUUGGACCUAUUGGUGCCAAGGCUGUCGUCGACGCGGUCAUGUCCCAUCCAACACUGCUCAGUCUGAACCUAGGCUUCAACAAGUCCACCUUCGUAUUGGGUGCACUCAACAAUGUGUUGGAGGAUGGCGGUGCCCAAGAGGUGGCCAGACUGAUCGUUGGCAACAAGACCCUAAGAUCAAUUGAUCUGACACACAAUGGAAUCACACAGAAGGGCAUCAGAUUGUUGAUCGACACUCUGAAGCAAAACAAUCAAACAUUGACGUCCUUGAUGUUGAGACAAUUCGCCGAGCUCAGGACAACCAUCAAGCAAGAGGUCGAUGUUGUACUAAACCGAAACAGGAUGGAGUGGGGCAAGCAAGCAUCCAAUGGUCAAGGAGGAGAGCACAGUUGGAUGAAGAGAGGUGAUGAGUUGGCCGAAGAUGUCGACACGCCUCUCCAUGUACAGGAGAUCCUAAGUGUCUAUCGAACCAAAUAA